Messenger RNA from Notothenia coriiceps (black rockcod), 1527 nucleotides. RefSeq names its product casein kinase II subunit alpha'-like. Gene Ontology annotation, molecular function: ATP binding; protein serine/threonine kinase activity. The transcript is spliced from 12 exons. Gene Ontology annotation, cellular component: nucleus; cytosol; protein kinase CK2 complex. The record is from RefSeq and is a predicted model, not a curated record. Bases 301 to 1353 code for a protein of 350 amino acids. NCBI's taxonomy places the organism in Eukaryota, Metazoa, Chordata, Actinopteri, Perciformes, Nototheniidae. Gene Ontology annotation, biological process: regulation of chromosome separation; peptidyl-serine phosphorylation; peptidyl-threonine phosphorylation.
CUCUUUUCUCCCUGUUUGUUCCUGCAGCUGGCGGCUCUUCAUCCCAUCCUGCCUAACAUCUUGCUCAGGGGCUUCACACACUCGGUCAUCGUAGCUCUGUCAGUCUGCACCACCGCUGCAUCACACCGGCCUGACGCCUUUCCUCAGAGGGCGCAAGCAGCCAAAGCAGAUGGUAAGCAAAGCACAGAGACCUUCUUAGAGCCACAAAUUCUGGAGACUCGCUGCGCUGCCUUCCAGUAUCGAGCCACGAAGCAUUCAGAGGGAGGUAAAGGUCCUCGACACGGAGCCGCGAAGCUAGCUAUGCCCGGAUCCACGCCGGCCAGCAGCAAGGCUCGGGUGUACACCGAUGUCAACACACAGAAGAACAGAGAGUAUUGGGACUAUGACGCGCAUGUGCCAAACUGGAGCAAUCAAGACAACUAUCAGUUGGUGCGUAAACUGGGUCGAGGGAAGUACAGUGAAGUGUUCGAGGCCAUAAAUGUGACCAACAAUGAAAAAGUUGUGGUGAAAAUCCUCAAGCCCGUCAAGAAGAAGAAGAUCAAACGUGAAAUCAAAAUUCUUGAAAACUUGCGUGGAGGAACCAACAUCAUCCGCCUGGUGGACACAGUCAAAGACCCGGUGUCCAGAACACCAGCGCUUGUCUUUGAGUGCAUCAAUAACACAGAUUUUAAGGAGCUUUACCAGAAGCUGACUGACUAUGAUAUCCGUUUCUACAUGUAUGAGCUGCUCAAGGCUCUGGACUACUGCCACAGUAUGGGGAUCAUGCACCGGGACGUGAAGCCCCACAAUGUGAUGAUCGACCACCAGAUGAGAAAGCUGCGUCUUAUAGAUUGGGGUUUGGCAGAAUUUUACCAUCCCGCUCAGGAAUACAACGUCAGGGUGGCCUCGCGCUAUUUCAAAGGCCCUGAGCUGCUAGUGGACUAUCAGAUGUAUGACUAUAGUUUGGACAUGUGGAGUCUAGGCUGCAUGUUGGCCAGCAUGAUCUUUCUGAAGGAACCGUUUUUCCACGGCCAGGACAACUACGACCAGCUGGUCCGCAUUGCUAAAGUUCUGGGCACCGAUGAGCUCUUUGGUUACCUGCACAAAUAUCACAUAGAACUGGACACUCGCUUCAAAGACCUGCUGGGACAACAAACGAGGAAGCGUUGGGAGCAGUUCAUCCAGUCGGAGAACCAGCACCUGGUGAGUCCGGAGGCUCUGGACCUGCUGGACAAGCUGCUGCGCUACGACCACCAGCAGAGGCUGACCGCUGCAGAGGCCAUGCAGCACCCAUACUUCUAUCCUGUGGUGAAGGAACAGGCAAAUGCCAACACAGACGGCACAAAGGCCAUAAGCAGCUCCAAUGCAACAUGAUAACCAGAGAGCAGGUAAUCCACGCAUGAAGAAUCUUCGUUACCUCAACUUGUGACCUUUUCGUGGCAGAAACCUCUGCCUCCACAUCAACAGCCAUACUGGAGCAAGAUGUCAAUUUUGCAGCAUACACAAAACACGCACGGAUUAAACUUUCUCCUAACAAAGUCCAGGGGG